Messenger RNA from Tauraco erythrolophus (red-crested turaco), 642 nucleotides. The record is from RefSeq and is a predicted model, not a curated record. NCBI's taxonomy places the organism in Eukaryota, Metazoa, Chordata, Aves, Musophagiformes, Musophagidae.
AUGGGAGCUGUCUACAUUUGUACAGAAGAUGUAUUCCCAAGUAAACGUUUGCAACAACUCAUAGAUCAACAGCAUAAGCUGCGUGCAGACGUUCCAGCUGAAAUCAUACAGAAGAUCAAAUUUGGAAACAGUAUUUUUGUUGAGCAUGCAGCAGACCUAGAUGCCUUUCACAACUGCAUUACCCGAAGGAUUUCCCUCCUGCUCACCAGAGGCAUGGUGCGCUUGGUGGUCGUAGACUCUAUGGCUGCCUUGUUCCGGUGCGAGUUUGGAGUUUCCGAUUCUGUUACGAAGGCUCGGUAUUUGCAGACGUUUGGGGCACAGCUUCACAGUUUGAGCACUAGAUUCAGGACCCCAAUAAUGUGCGUUAAUCAGGUGACGGAUGCGGUGAGCGAGUCAGAAGCGGCUCAGUGCAGUUGGAGUGUAGUGGAUAGCAGAGUCUCUCCAGCACUUGGAAUAACCUGGGCAAAUCAGCUGCUAAUGAGAUUAAUGGUCAGCCGAAUACCACAACCCGGACAAUCACCUGGAGUUGCAUCACAUCGCUCUGGAAGCGUGAGGACUUUAAGAGUAGUUUUUGCUCCUCAUCUCCCUCCAUCCUCUUGCCACUAUACAGUAAAAUUGGAAGGUGUAAAAGGAAUAAAAUAA